UCCAUAAAACUGUCUUAACUUGGCAAUUUUUUUAAUUUUAGAAAUAAAUUUGAUUUAUUACCAUCGACCAAAAUAUUGUCAGGAGAAUAUGACUGACAUUUAUUUUUAUUAAAUAAAUCACAUCAAAGGUUAAUUCGAUCACACCCACCCCGCUGAAACUGUAUUGUCUAUCAUUUUGUUUAUAAAAUAUUUCAAUUGGCUCGUUUAUUUACUAUACUCCAACAGACACAUAAUAAUGUCAAAAAUUAUUUAAAUGAUUAUAAAUAAUUAAUUUAAUAUAAAUCGAGACCGAAGGUUUCUCUCUAUUCUUAUAAAUAUACUUCGCGCUUAUUGUGUAUUAAGUUAAUCGAGUCUUCUGCAACGAAAGAUUAUACGUAUCAAAUAGCUGGAUAAUAUUCGGGAUUUUAUUGUUUACGCCAGUUCGAUUAUAUUAAAUAUAACACGACCAUUGUAAACUAUGAGGACGAGCCACGCGAAUACGUCGAUCUACUUCACUUAAAAUUAAUUCUCACGGGGUUUUUGCUACUGGCGAUAAGGAGAAUUAAUCCUACAGAUAAGUUAUCAAAUUUCUAAGAGUCGUUACCGGAUUAUGUUUUAAAAUGAAGCUUAUUUAUUUAACUUUAUUUUCAUUUUUAUAUUUAUACGCGACCGUUUGCUGUAUUAUAAUACCUAUCGUCAUUUCUAUAUUACAAGCAAAGUUUGUAUUUUCCGGAUGCGGUUUAUUUAUUUCUAUGAAAACAGAAACAGAAUGGUGUCAUCCGGAAUAUUCCUUAUCAAUUUGUGAAUAUUUGAAAUUUUCUCCUUCAUUUAUAUUCCUUUAUUCGUUUCCCAUGUUUAUUUACCACCUUAUACCAAUUGUUAAGCUAUUACGUCGUAAACCGCAAACAUAUACGGUUUGGAAGAAACCAUUUUAUCCAGCGAGUAUUUUCUUUUUAAAUAUGUUUAUAUUCAACAGCUGCCUAACAACCACUGGCAUUGCUCUGUCGUGUAAAUCUAUAGGAUCUCAAUAUCCGCUUUUAAGUUGCAAAACGGGUUUUGCAAACAUUUUAAGGCAGAAAAACGAUGACAAAGAUGACAAAAUCAUUUUUAAUUUGCUAAUUUUAAUUCAAAUAUGUUAUUGGAGUUCCUCAAUCGCAUACGUUAUAAUUAUUACCGCAUCUUCUUGUUUAAUAUUCCAGAGAAAGUCAUUUGCGGUUACAGAUUCGAUUAUAUCCUUACAAGCAUUGUGAAAAAUUCAUUUAAAUACGUUUUAAAUGAUGUAAAAUAUAAGUAAUUAAAAAUAUAUACAGUAA
Centruroides sculpturatus (bark scorpion) is the source of this 1292-nucleotide messenger RNA. RefSeq lists its product as uncharacterized. The record is from RefSeq and is a predicted model, not a curated record. The transcript is spliced from 7 exons. The coding region runs from base 600 to 1229 and encodes 209 amino acids. NCBI's taxonomy places the organism in Eukaryota, Metazoa, Arthropoda, Arachnida, Scorpiones, Buthidae.